Alternaria infectoria is the source of this 1779-nucleotide messenger RNA. RefSeq lists its product as uncharacterized. Gene Ontology annotation, biological process: transmembrane transport; xanthine transport. Gene Ontology annotation, molecular function: xanthine transmembrane transporter activity. The transcript has 3 exons. Bases 1 to 1779 code for a protein of 592 amino acids. The record is from RefSeq and is a predicted model, not a curated record. NCBI's taxonomy places the organism in Eukaryota, Fungi, Ascomycota, Dothideomycetes, Pleosporales, Pleosporaceae. Gene Ontology annotation, cellular component: fungal-type vacuole; membrane.
AUGAAUACCUACGAUGAGGAUGCUAUCUACAACCCUACCAUCAACCGUCAGCUCAAAGGUGUCUCAGUGAGCGGAAGCCAGCUCGCCGCAACGCACGCACGCCAUAUCUGUGAUCAUGGUCCAGUACCCAGGAACUAUUACGUAGAACGCAAAGCUCUUAAGGACCGUAUCGAUGUGUUCUAUGCGGAUCAUUCCAUCGACGACACCAUUGUUGCAAUGCCUUGGGGACACAAGACGAACCCGACGGGUAGCUACAACCAUCCACUCUCUCCCGCCGGUCUGAAAGAGAAUCCGAACCCCAACAUCUUCAAGGAGUUUACCGACACCCGUCCGAGUGUCCCUGGAUUCUUUCAGCCACCCUGCUCGUACGUGCCUGGCGAUUUCGAGUGGAAGCACCACGAGAAUUGGCACGCGGCAUUGGCGGAUGCCGCAACGGCCAAAGGAGUGUCCGUUUCCGAGACUACUGUUGCGGAUUUGCAUGAUCAAAUAUUGAAGAACGCCAAGUACAAUCUCCAGGAAUCCCAUACUCUCUAUCACCCAGCCGAUCGAGAUACCGCUAUCUUCAAGGACGAGCCUGCCGCUUCUUUGGUCGCCAGCCAGUUGGGAAGCGAAUUCAGCCUGAUCAUCGUGUGCCCAUACGUUCGAGCGGACGGUGUUGACUGGAAUCGAUUCUGGGACACACGAAAUCGGCCUCCCAUCAUCACGAGAUGGUCAACAGGAGAGCAGGGAGUGCAUGAGCCUUUGAUCUUGGGAUGUCUCCCCAAGGAACACAUUGCAGGCACGAGGGAAUGGUACCACAAGGAUGCUUAUUGGUUCGCUCUAGAACCCAAGCCCAACACAGCAUUCUCUAAUGCAUGGGACUCUUAUCGUCAAGAGGAGAGUCUUACAAAACUCCAAAUGAGUUUUGGGUAUCCCGAAUCCAGCAACGUGAACAUGUUUGUAUGGUGCCUUGUUUCCCUCCACCGUAGGAUAGCCCUCGGUCUCAACAUACCCGACUCGCACCUCGGCUCGUGGAUCUGGCAAUAUGGGAAGCAUAUCCACGCAUGCGGCAUGCCACACACGCCAGCUCCCUUCAAUGGCGACCCAAAUCUGAACUACGGCGGUCGCGCGAUCACGUAUCGUGAGCUUACUGCAUGGAUCAUGAACCCGAAGUUCAGUACUGUCAGCAAGGAGUAUGCCCAGCGUUGGGACCUAGCCAUUGAGGCUUUGAUUGAUCACAACCGCUUUCGUGUCAUUGCUCUGACGCGCUGUGCGAACCGAAAGGCCGGCUACGCUUGCUGCUUCUGGCUCAUUAUCAUGGGCAUCUUCGCCAAGUUUGCGGCGGCCCUUGUUGCCAUUCCCUCAGCAGUUCUCGGUGGAAUGACAACCUUCCUCUUCAGCGCCGUCGCUGUUAGCGGUAUCAGAAUCAUCAGCACGAUGUCUUUCACUCGCCGCAACCGAUUUAUCCUCACUGCAGGAUUCACCCUGGGCUUUGGCGCUACCAUGGUCCCAGACUGGUUUGAUCACGUCUUCACUUACGAUGGACCGAACCACGCACUUCAGGGCUUCUACAACGCUAUCAUCCUAAUCCUCGAGACAGGUUUCGCUGUUGUUGCUUUCAUCAACGUUGUACUUAACCUUGUCCUACCAGAGGAGAUUGAGGACGAAGAGACACCGGAGUUGACUGCGAAUGAAGUCGACGAGCCAGCGGACAAGGAAGAGUGGGCCAGGGUCAAGAAGGGAGCCACUGAUGUUGAGGGACGACCAAGUUCGGAUAUUGAGCCUAGCAAGGCUGCUUGA